This is a messenger RNA of Sorex fumeus (smoky shrew), 3999 nucleotides long. RefSeq names its product pleckstrin homology domain containing A6 (gene PLEKHA6). The record is from RefSeq and is a predicted model, not a curated record. Lineage: Eukaryota; Metazoa; Chordata; Mammalia; Eulipotyphla; Soricidae.
GGACCUGCCCGGCCGCUGGACGUACGGAGUGGACAGCGGCGGAAGAGUCUUCUUCAUCAAUGAUGAAGAAAAGUCAACCAGCUGGUUGCACCCUGGGACGGAGUCGGCCAUCCAGAGCGGGCACACCUGCAGCCCAGGCUUGCCCAAGGGCUGGGAGAUGGAUUUCACCCCCGAAGGAGCCGUUUACCUCAUCAACCACCAUGAGAGACGGAACACCUUUCUGCACCCAGUGACGGGACAGAUUCCGGAGGAAAACCACAAAUUUAACUUGAAACCAUCCACCUUGGACAUGUCCAAUAAAGCAGGCGGGAAACGCGUGACCACCACCAACAGCGACGUGUCCAAUCACAACAUGGUGUCCGAGGUCCCCGCCGAGCGGCCCAGCGUCCGGGCCACCCGGACCUCCCGCAAGGCUAUUGCCUUUGGCAAGCGUGCCCACUCCAUGAAGCGGAACCCCAGUGCCCCCGUGGCCAAGGCUGGCUGGCUCUUCAAGCAGGCCAGCUCCGGGGUCAAGCAGUGGAACAAGCGCUGGUUCGUGCUGGUGGAUCGCUGCCUCUUCUACUACAAAGAUGAGAAGGAGGAGAGCAUCCUGGGCAGCAUCCCCCUCCUGAGCUUCCGGGUGGCCGCUGUGCAGCCCUCGGACAACAUCAGCCGGAAGCACACUUUUAAGGCCGAGCACGCUGGGGUCCGCACCUACUUCUUCAGUGCGGAGAGCCCCGAGGAGCAGGAGGCCUGGAUCCAGGCCAUGGGGGAAGCGGCCCGCGUGCAGAUCCCCCCGGCCCAGAAGUCAGUGCCUCAAGCUGUGCGUCACAGCCAGGAGAAGCCAGACUCUGAGAACAUCCCUCCCAGCAAACACCACCCGCAGACGCCCCACAACAGCCUCCCCAAGCCCGAGCCAGAAGCCAAGACGCGUGGGGAGGGGGACGGCCGCGGCUGCGAGAAGGCCGAGCGGAGGCUGGAGAGGCCCGAAGCCAAGACUGAGCGUCUGGGGAAGGUCAACGGUGUCCAAGCUGGCCCCGAGUCCACGUCCGAGCCAGGCAGCCCCUACCCCGAGGGCCCAAGGGUGCCAGGGGGUGGGGAGCAGCCGGCCCAGUCCAACGGCUGGCAGUACAGCUCCCCCAGCCGGCCCGGGAGCACGGCCUUCCCGCCUCAGGACGGGGACGGCGGCGGGGGACAGCGGCAGAGCUUCCCUCCACGCACCAACCCCGACAGGAUUGCCCAGCGCAAGAGCUCCAUGAACCAGCUUCAGCAGUGGGUGAACCUGCGGCGGGGGGUGCCUCCUGCUGAGGACCUCCGCAGCCCUUCCAGGUUCUACUCGGUGUCGCGCAGGGUCCCCGAGUAUUACGGCCCCUACUCGGCGCAGUACCCCGAGGACUUCCAGUACUACCCGCCGGGCGUGCGGCCCGACAGCAUCUGCUCCAUGCCCGCCUACGACCGCAUCAGCCCGCCCUGGGCGCUGGAGGACAAGCGGCCCGCCUUCCGCAACGGGGGCGCGCCCGCCUACCAGCUGCGGGACUGGAAGGAGCCCGGCGGCUACGCGCGCCAGGAGGGCCCCGUGUGGCUGUCCAGCCCCUCCCGGCAGCCCGUCUUCUACGACGAGCUGGACGCGGCGGGCUCGCUGCGCCGCCUGUCCCUGCAGCCCCGCUCGCACUCGGUGCCGCGCUCGCCCAGCCACGGCUCCUACGGCCGCGCGCGCAUCUACUCGCCCGCGCGCUCGCCCAGCGCGCGCUUCGAGCGCCUGCCCCCGCGCGCCGAGGACCUCUACGCCGACCCCGCGGCCUACGUCAUGCGGCGCUCCAUCAGCUCCCCGAAGUAUGAUUACCUGGGAGACAGGCGGCCAGUCCCCGCAGGACUGUUCCCCUACAACUGCCCACCAUCCCCCACGGUCCACGAUAAGAUGGAUGAACUUUUAGACCUUCAGUUGCAAAGAAACCUAGAGUAUUUGGACCAGCAGAUGAGUGAGAGCGAGACGCUCAUCACUAUGGUCAACCGCAUGGUGGAGAAUUCCUCCCCCAGGGCCCAACUCUUCAUGCAAGUCCCUCCAUACCCAGAAGUGUUCCGGGACAGCCUCCACACCUACAAGUUAAACGAGCAAGAUACAGAUAAGCUGCUGGGCAAACUGUGUGAGCAGAACAAGGUGGUGAGGGAGCAGGACCGGCUGGUACAGCAGCUCCGAGCGGAAAAGGAGAGCCUGGAGAGCGCCCUGAUGGGGACGCACCAGGAGCUGGAGAUGUUCGGCAACCAGCCCGCCUACCCCGAGAAGCUGCUGCACAAGAAGGAGGCGCUGCAGAACCAGCUCAUCAACAUCCGCGUGGAGCUGUCCCAGGCCUCCACGGCCCUGGCGAACAGCACCCUGGAGUACGAGAACCUGGAGACAGAGGUCUCGGCCCUGCACGAUGACCUCUGGGAGCAGCUUAACCUGGACAAUCAGAAUGAGGCGCACAGUCGGCAGAUCCAGAAGGAGAUCUGGAGGAUCCAAGACGCUAUGGAGGGGCUGAGGAAGAACAACCCAUCCCGGGGCACCGACACCGCCAAACACAGAGGAGGCCCGGGCCCCUCGGCCAGCUACAGCUCCAACAGCCCUGCCAGCCCGCUCAGCUCCGCCAGCCUCACCAGCCCCUUGAGCCCCUUUUCACUCAUGUCUGGUUCUCAGGGGUCCCCCACCAAGCCCGGGUCGAGUGAGGAACCCGGGCCGCCACGGCCCCCCCUCCCCAAAGCCUACAUCCCCCUGGAGUCUCCUCCUACUGUACCUCCACUCCCUAGCGAGAGCCGCUUCUGGCCGUACCCCACCUCCCCUUCCUGGCACCGCGGUGGCGAGACAGCCAGGGGUCAGCAAAGCAAAAAAGAUGCCCAGCAGACAGCGCCCCCGGACGCCUCGAGAGACACCAGCAGGCUAGAGGCGGAGGCCGAGAAGCAGGCGGCUCUCAACAAAGUUGGCGUCGUGCCUCCUCGGACGAAGUCACCCACCGACGAGGCAGGGACCCCCUCCAGGGUGGUGAGAAGAAAUGGCAACGGGCUAGCCAACGGUCUCUCUCCCCGCGAGCGCCCCAAAAGUGCUGUGUUCCCCGGGGAGGGCAAAGUGAAGAUGAGUGUGGAGGAGCAGAUCGACCGCAUGCGGCGACACCAAAGUGGCUCCAUGAAGGAGAAACGCCGGAGCUUGCAGCUCCCGGCCAGCCCGGCCCCGGAGCCCAGUCCCCGGCCCAUGUACAAAGUGGUGCGCCGGCAUCGCAGCACCCAUGAGGUGGACAUCUCCAACCUGGAGGCCGCCUUGCGAGCGGAGGAGUCUGGGGGACAGGCCUACGAGACGCCCCAGGAGGAAAUCGCCCGGCUACGAAAGAUGGAGUUGGAGCCUCAGCACUAUAAUGUGGAUAUCACGAAGGAGCUCUCCACCCCAGACAAGGUCUUCAUCCCCGAGCGCUACAUCAACUUGGAGCCCGACACCCCUCUGAGCCCCGAGGAGCUGAAGGAGAAGCAGAAGAAGGUGGAGAGGAUCAAGACGCUCAUCGCCAAGUCCAGCAUGCAGAACGUGGUGCUCAUCGGCGAGGGGGACCCGGUGGACGUGCCCCAGGACUCAGAGAGCCAGCUGCAGGAGCAGGAGAAGCGGAUUGAGAUCUCCUGUGCCCUGGCGACCGAGGCCUCCCGCCGCGGCCGCAUGCUGUCUGUGCAAUGUGCCACCCCGAGCCCGCCCACCUCCCCCGCCCCCCUGACUCCACCAGCCAACCCCCUGCCAUCUGAAUGCCCGCGGGGCGCGGACAGCAGCCAUGCCAUGCGGGUCUGAGUGGACUGCAAGCCCUGGCCAGCGCCGUGCAGCUCCAGAGAGCGCCCCUCUGAGGUCACCUCUGCUCCUGCCGUCCCCACGCCUGCCCACCUGGCCCCUGACCCCUGCGCUCCCUGAGAAUGUCGCUGGGAGCCCACGGGGGCUGGGCUGCUGCCGAGGGUCACGGACGACGGACACACGGACAGAUGCCUCUGUCUGCUCACCACGCCCAGUGCUGACAC